AUGGCCACCAAAACCACUGAAAUCGACUUCGCGAAGUCGGUCUUGAUAACUCUCUCCUCCAAACCGGUCACAAUAGCUCCAGACCAUGUCGAAGACCUAAGAAAGCUGCCUCCCAGGGCUCUAUUCACCCUCCCGAAGCUCCCCACUACAAUGUCCAAACCUCGCGAUCCCUCACAACCAGCUUCUGCGACAAUCCACCUCAAAACCCUGCGUCCUCCUCAAUUCAUCAAUGAAUCUUUAGAAUCCCAUCCACUCUCCUCGACGGUGCAAUCUAUAAAAACCAUAAUCGAAGCUAAAACCGGAGUUCCGUCGGAUAAGCUCCGGUUGAUGAUUAAGGGCAAAAUUUUGGGAGAUUCGAAGACUUUAAGCGAGAUCGCUGAGGAUGGUGGCGAGGUUACGAUCAGUGUUAUGGUUACGGGAGGGUAUACUGUUCCUACUGCUGGAUCCUCAUCAUCGACUCCCUUACCGGAUACAGCGGCUGUAGCUGAAGCUGUGGAGAAAGUCGAGACGGCGGAGGAGGCAGUGAAGAUGGAUGUUGAUAAUGAGGUUGGAGAUGUGGUUAAGGUUUUGGAAGGUGACGAGUUUUGGACUGAUUUGGAGGUGUUUUUGAGGCAGAAGGUUGGGAAGGAAGAGGUGGCGAAGGAGGUUUCCGGGAUAUUUAGACAGGCUUGGGGAAAUAGAUCACGGUAA
Molecule: messenger RNA, 690 nt
Organism: Orbilia oligospora ATCC 24927
Lineage: Eukaryota; Fungi; Ascomycota; Orbiliomycetes; Orbiliales; Orbiliaceae
Exons: 2
Coding region: 1-690 (229 amino acids)
Molecular function (GO): protein binding
Source: RefSeq, a predicted model, not a curated record